CCCCCGCGCUCUUGUCCGCUGUUCGCUCCUUGCUCGCUCCUCCCCCUCACACGCGUCCUCCUCGAGCUCCUCGAGCUGCGCUGCUCGCUAACUGCCUUGGCUUCGACCAUACGCGCUUACGCCCUCAGCGCCGGUCCUCCCUUUCAGCAGAGCCAGGCUUACCAGAGGUUGCACACGAUGUUCGAGAUCCUAUCAUUUUCGGUCCUCCAGGUCCUCUCGGUCAUUUCGUUCCUCACCUCGAUACUCGCUGUUCUUCAUGUCGGAGCGGGCUCGCUGCACCGGCUAUCGAACAAGUUCGAGGCGGAUCUCAACUUGCCGCAGCUGUCCCUGCACACGGGCAAGCCGCAUCUUUGGAACUGGAGCGGACUGCCAGCGUCGUUCUCGUUGAGCAGCAUACUGGGCGAGGAGUCACAGGAGCAGUCUGCGGACGAGAAGGGAUUGAGAUAUAUGGGCGGGUCGGACUUUUCGAGAGUCCACUGGCAGGUCGGACGAUCAAGAUUUGGUCCUCAGUUCUAUGAUUCGCAGCCACCAUUAUCCAUGGCAAAGGUCAUCAUGUCUCGCCACGUCAGUGCUUUCUCGCUCGUGUGACUGCGUCUUCUGUUCGGGGCUGAAUGGACGGCUUCUCUAGUCACAGCGUCGGCCAGUCCGCCUACCACGACGCAUGCCGGGCGCGCC
Molecule: messenger RNA, 675 nt
Organism: Rhodofomes roseus
Lineage: Eukaryota; Fungi; Basidiomycota; Agaricomycetes; Polyporales; Fomitopsidaceae
Exons: 2
Coding region: 178-588 (136 amino acids)
Source: RefSeq, a predicted model, not a curated record